UAUCAUCACAUAAGAAAGCACAAGCACAAGCACAAGCAUAGAUAUCUUAUAUUUAUACUAUUUCAAUUCUUAAUAUCAACUAAUAGCUAUCUGUUCCACAACCUUCAAAAUGAAGUAUGCCACCGCCGCUCUUUGCCUCAUUUCAGCUACCCUCUCGCUCGCCGCCCCAACCGGCACCAAUACUGUUAGUGCACGAGAGGAGCACGCCUGGGCCGGCUUCGCCGUACCUAGCAUCAUCAAGAACCACGACAUCACCAGCAACCUAAACACCCAGGAUGUGCAAAUUUCUACGGUACGCAACGGCAACACCGAGACAAGUACCCUAUAUGAUAUCCCAAUCCCGGAGUCCGCUGCGGGUAAGACCUGCACCCUAGUCAUCCACGCCGGCCGCAUCAGCAACGGCGAUAGCGUGCUUGGCGAAAAGGCUCUUGACCUCUUCCGUAACUCUUUUACGGACCUGGCUAACCUACCGUCGGGCAACCUGCGUGACACCCAGCUAGCGCGCGUGCGCUUCGACGAUGCCACCGGCUUCUACAACUUCGACAAGGUCGGCUUUUCUAACCCGGCGGUCGAGAGUUUCCCCUGCCCCGCUGGUAAGACCCUCCACUGGGAGACGGUUGCUGUCGGCCAGUUCGACAUCAAUGUCAUCAAACAGGACUUCGUGGUCGAUGGCACUAACGCGCCUAACGGCCUAAGCGUUGGCUGGUUCUGAACUAAUCGGAUGAUGCUUCAGUUACUGAUACUGCAUUGGCUGUUCCAGAAGCUCGGGUUUAUAGUUUGAGAAAACUUUCCACAUUCUCUCCCUUUUUUUAGGUUUUCUGCAUUGGAGCGGGCACGUUUGGUUUUGAGGGUCAUUCCUGUCGGGCAUGGAUAGGGGCUAGGCUGGCACGGCUUGGUUUAGGGACACUCCUUAAUUAUUACUUAAUGAUAUAAUAAUCCAGCUUGGUAUCAUGAUAAAA
Molecule: messenger RNA, 959 nt
Organism: Daldinia decipiens
Lineage: Eukaryota; Fungi; Ascomycota; Sordariomycetes; Xylariales; Hypoxylaceae
Exons: 1
Coding region: 110-712 (200 amino acids)
Source: RefSeq, a predicted model, not a curated record